This is a messenger RNA of Orussus abietinus, 3385 nucleotides long. RefSeq lists its product as uncharacterized. The record is from RefSeq and is a predicted model, not a curated record. The coding region runs from base 166 to 2337 and encodes 723 amino acids. NCBI's taxonomy places the organism in Eukaryota, Metazoa, Arthropoda, Insecta, Hymenoptera, Orussidae. The transcript has 2 exons.
GGUCGCCAGACUCCUCCGAGCUUCGGUUGUAUCCAGUUGUAUUCAGGACAACGGAGGCUAGCUAUAGCUCUUUCUGUCGUCCACCCUCGCUGCGCACCUCUUUGGUCGAAGAGCCUUCGAGAGCUCGAUUCUUCGAGCUAUCUCGUGUGAGUUGAGCACACCAAAAUGGUGUCCAAAGGUUUCCACGAAAAGUGGAUCUCCAGGGAGUCGACCGGAUACCUGCUGAGGCGGCUCUGUAAGGCGCAGGCCCUAGCCGAAGACACAGUGCCGAUAGAAGCCACCAACAUCCGGAACAAGUCGGACUUCCUCCGGUCGAUGGGCCUGGAGGUGAAGCAAACCCGGCUGGUGAAGAAGCUCCAGAGGGUGGGCGUGAUCAGCAACGGGGACUUCGGCCUGAUAAUCCGGGACCACGGAUCCCAGCCCAGAAGACGAGGGAGACCCGCCAAGAGAACGAAACACCAGGGCGUGGACGUUAUCAAGAACGGUGACUUCGGCCUGAUAAUCCGGGACCACGGAUCCCAACUCAGGAGACGAGGAAGACCCGCCAAGACGACGAGACACCAGGAACAGGUCCCCCGAAGAGGGAUCGAACUUCCCCUGAAGGACUGCCGGGUGGUCAUCUUCGGGGAGAAGUGCAAGGUCUGCGGGAGGAACUUCAAAUGCAAGACCGACGUGGCGGAGCACAUGAACAGCAGACACUCCACCAGGAGGCUAGCCAGGAUAAGAGUGGUUUUUAAGAUAGGCGAGGAGGUGGUGUCCAACGUCUUGCUCAAGAAGAAACACAUCAAGAAGACGUCCAGAAUCCUGCGGGUCGGGGAAGGCCCAGACCCCGAGGGAGCAAACCUCGACAUGGGACCUUCCAGUCUCCAGGAACCCAACAUUGGGCUGGAGGCAGAUGAAGUCCUGCAGAAGGACCUUGAUGACGAGGACGCGCGGAGCGACAUCUCCAAGGCGUCCACGAUUCUGCUGGACGAGAGAUAUCGAAACUGCGGAACUCGUGCAGGAGUUGAUGAUCAUGAUGACGAUGAUGUUCUGGUCUGGAAACGGGAGACUCUGAAUUACGGGGAGGAGUUUGAUAAGGCGGGUCUUGAAGGGCUCUGCCUGAAAUCCGAGGAACCUGGAUCCGGGUAUCAUGCCUUCAGGGCCAAACUGAAGUAUGACGAGCCUUAUGACGAGGUCAUCAUGAUCUCCGAUGACGAUAGCGAUGACUGCAGCGUUUUUAGGUGUGGGUCGGUCGACGGGAUGAUCGCUGGCGACCUGGAGGAUGCGAAUUUCACCGACGAGGACGAGGGCAUCAUCGAGGUGAUCUACGUUAGAAGAGGGUCCUCCAACGUGAAGACUGAGGUCAAUUCGUCUUCUGAUUUGGACCUGACCCAGGACAACCUGGAUAAAGACAGGCUGGAGAUGCCGAGGGUGGUGAAGGACGAGGUGAAGACGGAUAUCAAUGUCAAGGACCUGAAGAGGGACCUUGAGGGUGAAGGGAAGAUUAAUUGCAAGGUGGAGGCGACUCCUGUCGAGGAUCUUGAAGUCCUCGAGCUGGAGACACCUGUCGUCCGGAGGCGUGAUGUUAAAUCGGAGGACAAGGUGUUGGGGGUUAAGGGACCAGCUAUGUCGGUUUGUAGCUCGGGCCCGGAGGAGUUGGAUGACGAGGUAAUGGAGGUGCUGAGGAUCACCAGGGAGAGGCUGAAGAGUGACGACCUGGACAUCAACCACGAGUCCCCCAACAGGCAUGAAAGGGAGAUGCUGAUCGAGGCUGACUGUAGGAAGAUGAGCACCAACGAGGCGGUGGAGAAGGUCGACAGGAAUGUCCAGUCGAGGAACAUGAAGACGUGGACCUUGAAGGAGGAGGUCGAAGAGAUAAUGCUGGACGAGGACGAUUCCGACGCGGAGACGCUGAUCAAGGAGGAACAGAGCUAUCAGUUUGACGUGAAGGUUCAACAGGACCUGCAGGAUGAUGUCGACGUCGUAGAUGUGGAUGUUGAAGAGCCGGGGAACGAUCGGAGUUCCCCAGUUUUCCACAGUUUUCUCGAUAGAAGGGGUAGGACUCCUGGGUACUCCGAAAGUGUGGACCAGUACUUGGACAGGACUGAGAGCUCUUGGUCGACGACUACUCAGGACACCCUGCAGGAGUUCAACAACAACAACGUUGGAGAAUUAAGGCCUAGUCUGUUAAAUAAGGAAGUGGGAAGGGCAAACGAGUGCCGGAAGUGCACCUGCAGGGCUGACGGAUGUCAUGGGAAGGAGAGGACCGGGAAGAGACCGGUUAAUUUCGUCUUUCAUCGCAGCAUCUUUAAUAGGAGAGAGACUUUGCCGUUGAGGGUUCCUGAUAGCACAUAGGGAAACGGGGGAAGGAAGUUCCCAAUAGCUUAAGGGGAUAUGAAUGUCCCGUCCGAGGAGUUUCUCACUUUUCUUCGAUCCGGGUGGAUCGAAUCGCUUGAAACAAUACCACGGUAGUGAGGAGGCCUUAAUGGAGGUCCCGACAUUCGAGAUUUCACUUUUGCUCAACAGUUUCUAUAAUAUCUUGUAAAUAAAUUAGUAAGCUUCGUAGGAGCCGAACCUUCGUUAGGGCCGCCAGUUUCACGUGGGGAUGUUUUAAGGGAUUCGGUGCACCCAGAACGGAGAAGAAUGUCGUAACCUCAAAGACGACACUUUCAUAUCGCCUUAAGGGUCCAACCAGAUCGGCCAUGUUGAAUUUUUCUGUCAGAGGAGAGGAAAUCUGCGCCAUAUGAAGCGAAUAACGUUUGCCGGCGAAGACCACGACAAAAAGAAGAUAGAUAUUCAAGAAACGAAUCAGUUUAUUAAAGUUUGUGUACCACGAGACGAGGUUAGGAUCCCAGGGUGAUAAUAUUCGACAAUGAACAUAAUGUUAACGCAAGAUGAGACAGUUUACACAUCCACGUUUCGACGAUAACGUGAAAAAUUGAGGGAAAUUGUGGUGGGGAAUUUUCUCGCCUUUCACCGGGAAAUUCAAGAUGGCCGACUUGGCUUGGCUGGAAUGUUUACAUUAAGACUCGCAACAUUCCACGGAUUGUUGCUCAAGAGAUGCACUUUAUGGCGUUAGAACUUGAAGAGGACCCUGAAGUGACCCUCGAAGAGCCGAAAAACGCAGCUUUUAACUUCAGAAAUGGACCAAACUCAAGAACCAUUUAAUGGCUUUAUUAAAAGUGAGUCGAACUCAAGGCUGGGGAAUUCUUCAAGAGCCGCCUUGAGAUAUUCCUGUGCAAGACAUAAUGUUUAUUUAUCUAAACCGUCAAGAGCCAAUCAAACUCUCGUCGACGAGUGCCCUUGUCGACGGAAUGAAACGAGACUGUGAAAUUAAUAUUUAAGGUUGUGAAAUACAUUUUUAAGCUCUAGUUAGAUUAAGGUGAUGUCAAAGUGGCGUCUA